Messenger RNA from Pongo pygmaeus (Bornean orangutan), 8725 nucleotides. It is a transcript of the gene ZBTB43, whose product is annotated as zinc finger and BTB domain containing 43. The record is from RefSeq and is a predicted model, not a curated record. NCBI's taxonomy places the organism in Eukaryota, Metazoa, Chordata, Mammalia, Primates, Hominidae. The transcript has 3 exons. Gene Ontology annotation, molecular function: DNA-binding transcription factor activity, RNA polymerase II-specific; protein binding; RNA polymerase II cis-regulatory region sequence-specific DNA binding. Gene Ontology annotation, biological process: regulation of transcription by RNA polymerase II. Bases 3038 to 4441 code for a protein of 467 amino acids.
ACAGGCUGAAUCUGUUGCGGCAGCGGAGGCUAGAACAGGCCUGCGCCGGCAGCAGAGAGGAUCUCUUGGGCGGGGGAUGUGAGCGCUGAGCCCUUGGCAGGUACUGCGUGGCCAGGACCACGGGCGGCAAGGGUAGGGGAGGAGAAGUCGGUGGGGGAGUUAAGGGCUCCUCUGCAGGCCCCGACGCUCGCGCCGCUGGCCCCGCCAGGCCCAUUCCGUGGACCGGCAUACCAAAGCCCCGCGCGGGAGGUUGGGGUCCCGGCGCCCCAGCUCCGAAUCCCGCAGUCUUCUGCCCACACGGCGCGCAGACCGCGAUACCAAGGCCUUUGGGGCAGCUUCUCGCCCAAGGUCACCCUCGCGGCGGCGGAACUCCGCCGGCCACGGCGCUUAGAGAUCCCGCCCCCGUCCGUCCGCUGGCCUUUCGGGGCGUAGGGUGGGCGCGGCUUGACGGCCUCGGGUUCGAGCCACCAAUGCCUGAGGCCUGAAGAGCCGAGCUGGGAGAAAGACUGCGCCUGGACUUCGCUGAUCUGUUUAAGUAAAACAUUCAGCAACCCCUGUUGCUGUCUCUGUCACCUGUUGUAACCUGCCCUUUUUGUCUUUCAGCUAGGUCACUGUCAACCUGAUAUUUCUCUCCACUUUGUCUUUGUCGGGGUAUCUGGAUCCUGUUUUAUGUCUGUCUCCACCUUGCUUCUGUGUCUGUUCACCCUGUCUCUGCCACUCAGCCCUUACUCUAAUUCAGGGCCUGUCAGUCUGGCUUUUUGGCCAUCUGUCUGUUUCUCUCUUUCUGCCAACUUUGUUUUUGCCUCUUGUCUCUCUUUCCUGAGUUUGUCUGGGUGGGGCAGGGCUGCCCAGACCUCUGAGCCAUGGAAGGUGACUCAUGACCCCGUGAAGCUCCCUGCUACUGGUGACACUCUGAGUGACUCGACCGCAGUUUGGCCUCAGCUCUGACAGGUGUCGCCCAACAUAAGUGUCAGAGUGCAGGAGAGCCUGUCAGGGAGACAGGAGGCCCAUUUUAGGGCCAGAGCAGCUUGAUGAGUCCUCUCCUUUUCUCGCCUGUGGUUUUUCAGGCCUGUACAGCUUCCCAAAUCCCUUCGCUCCAUCCACUCACCACGGGAUGGUCUCCAGGGAUCUCUGGAGCCUGCUCUUUGAGUUACAGCUGUUUAACAGGCCUGUCUACAGGCUAAGAAAGGAUCAGACUGAGGUCUCUGGAGCUACUGGAACAGUAGCAGUGUUUCUGGGAUAACUGCAUGCUUAGUUCAGAGAUUGUGUCAGCAUUUUCAGUCAAAUUAUAAGAAACCUAAUAAUUGGGAAUUUAUUGUUUGCUUUACAAAAGUACCACGGGAGAAAUAAACCACACACAAAAGGACAAUGUUGUUUGAGAGCACUUAAAUGAAGUACCUAGAAUAAACCAAUUAAGAGACGGAAAGUAGAAUAGUUUACCAGGGGCUGGGGAGAGGAGUUAUUGCUUAAUGUUACAGAACAGAGUUUUGGGGGAUGAUGAAUAAGGUCUGGAAAUGGGUUGUGAUGAUUGCACAACAUUGUGAGUGUACUUCACUGAAUUUCAGGACUCUUAAAAAUACUUAAAAUUGUUAAAUCUUAAAGUUUUAUGUAUAUUUUAUACAAUACAAAAAACAAAAACAGUAUUCAUUAGAGACUCCUGAAAUCAAUAAGCUCCUUUUACAUGUAAUUUUUCAAAAUUCAUUCUGUAGUUGUUAGGAACACAGUUGAACCUGUGUUUAUUGAUUCCUACUCUCUUUACAGCAGUGGGUACAGCUGAGGUUCUUAGAAAAGUUUAGUUAAAUGAAUUUGGUUAAAAUCUUUCUCAGGCUUUCUACUUACCUUCUGCCCUGGCUGUCCUCCCUCUGCCUUUCUUGGAAUCAGUGCAAGAAUCUGCUCCUAAGUAGGAUACUUGAUAAUUAUGCUUUUCACAGGAAGAAAACUCAUAAGGUUGAAAAAUAGCCCUUUUAUUAUAAUGCAAAAUUAUGUGUUAUUUCUUGAGUUUUGUUAUAGGGGAUGCCUUUGUGGUUUUUUCGUUUUUUAAAAUCUCUUAUUUAAGCUGUCUAUUUACCUUUAAGGUAGUUUAUCAAGCUUUCUAAUAAGAUAUCACAACUGAAUUACUACUUUAUUUAAUUGAAUCCUAGAUGCUGUUAUUUCAUGUACCACCAAGGAAGAGAGAAACCCUGCUAAUUAAACUAUGGCUUAAUACACUCUUACCGUUUAGACUUUUUAUUAUUGAAAACACUUUUAGACUUAGACACUAAAACAUGGUAUCAAUGCCUAUUCUAAUGCUUAUAUACAAAGGAAAAAUAAGAAUACAUUGGUUAAAGUGUUCAUUAAACUUAACAUUCCAAGUUCUACUCUUCUGUGCUCUUUUCAAUUCAGAGUGUGUCCAUAUUUUUUCUAGAGUGUCAUCCUUUGUGUCAUCAAGAACAUUGAUGAGGACCUCAGCAGUUCUCUAUCAUUGUCUCAGGCAGUGACAGCUAUUAAAACUGCCACCUGGUGAUCACAUUCUGAUUUCAGGAAUUUUAAAAUGUGAAAAAAUGCAUGUCUGAAAAUUAAUUGAAGAGUAUCAUUUUCAUGAACUUUUCUUUUUUUUCCUUUGUUUUUGUUUUUGUUUUGUUUUGUUUUUUUGAGAUGGAGUCUCGCCCUGUCACCCAGGCUAGAGUACAGUGGUGCAAUCUCGGCUCACUGCAACCUCCACCUCCUGGGUUCAAGCGAUUCUCCUGCUUCAGCGUCCUGAGUAGCUGGGAUUACAGGCGCCUGCCACCACACACAGCUAAUUUUUGUAUUUUUAGUAGAGACAGAGUUUCACCAUGUUGGCCAGACUGGUCUCAAACUCCUGACUUCAAAUGAUCCACCUGCCUUGGCCUCCCAAAGUGCUGGAAUUACAGAAGUCAAUGUGAUUUUAAUUUGAAGCAAAACUGAAAUGGGUUCUUCUUCCUCAUUCUAUUCAUAUUGCUUUUCGAUGGCCAUGGCAUAAGGAACUUUAUCCCAGGAAUACAGCUUUGCAUUAGCACCGAACAAGAUUUGUGAUGAAAUGGAGCCUGGAACAAACUCUUUUCGGGUAGAAUUUCCUGAUUUUUCCAGCACCAUUCUACAGAAACUGAACCAGCAGCGCCAGCAAGGACAAUUAUGUGAUGUCUCCAUUGUUGUCCAAGGCCACAUUUUCCGGGCACACAAAGCCGUUCUUGCUGCCAGUUCACCCUACUUUUGUGACCAGGUACUCCUGAAAAACAGCAGGAGAAUUGUUUUGCCUGAUGUGAUGAACCCAAGAGUGUUUGAGAACAUUCUCCUAUCUAGUUAUACAGGACGUCUAGUAAUGCCCGCCCCAGAAAUUGUUAGUUACUUGACAGCGGCAAGCUUCCUCCAGAUGUGGCAUGUGGUAGACAAAUGCACUGAAGUUUUAGAGGGAAACCCUACAGUCCUUUGUCAGAAGCUAAAUCAUGGCAGUGACCACCAGUCACCAAGCAGCAGUAGUUAUAAUGGCCUGGUAGAGAGCUUUGAGCUGGGCUCCGGGGGUCAUACUGAUUUUCCCAAAGCCCAAGAACUGAGGGAUGGUGAAAAUGAAGAGGAGAGCACCAAAGACGAGCUGUCAUCCCAGCUCACUGAGCACGAAUACCUGCCCAGCAACUCAUCCACAGAGCAUGACCGCCUGAGCACGGAAAUGGCAAGCCAGGACGGGGAGGAGGGCGCCAGCGACAGCGCGGAGUUCCACUACACCCGGCCCAUGUACAGCAAGCCCAGCAUCAUGGCUCACAAACGCUGGAUCCACGUGAAGCCCGAGCGCUUAGAACAGGCUUGCGAGGGCAUGGAUGUGCACGCGACCUACGACGAGCACCAGGUCACAGAGUCCAUCAACACCGUGCAGACAGAGCACACGGUCCAGCCUUCGGGAGUGGAGGAGGACUUCCACAUCGGGGAGAAGAAAGUGGAAGCUGAGUUUGAUGAACAGGCUGAUGAAAGCAAUUAUGAUGAGCAGGUGGAUUUCUAUGGCUCUUCCAUGGAAGAGUUUUCCGGAGAGAGGUCAGAUGGGAAUCUAAUUGGGCACAGACAGGAGGCUGCCCUCGCAGCAGGCUACAGUGAGAAUAUUGAAAUGGUAACAGGGAUUAAAGAAGAAGCUUCCCACUUAGGAUUCUCAGCCACCGACAAGCUGUAUCCUUGUCAGUGUGGGAAAAGUUUCACUCACAAGAGUCAGAGAGAUCGGCACAUGAGCAUGCACCUCGGUCUUCGGCCUUACGGCUGUGGUGUCUGCGGUAAGAAAUUCAAAAUGAAGCACCAUCUUGUGGGCCACAUGAAAAUUCACACGGGCAUAAAGCCGUAUGAGUGUAAUAUCUGUGCAAAGAGGUUUAUGUGGAGGGACAGUUUCCACCGGCAUGUGACUUCUUGUACCAAGUCCUACGAAGCUGCAAAGGCUGAGCAGAAUACAACUGAGGCUAACUAAAAAUAGGAUCUGGCCCUUGAGUGGCAUGCACAAAAAUAAACUAUGGUAAUUAAUGCAAAUCUGGGCACAGAUGAUGCGUGCUACUUGCUAUUAUGAGAGAAGCUUAAAAAAAAAAGGAAGAUAUUUCUGAAAGACCAGCUCUAAGUAGGCCAAUUAAAAAAAUCUAAUUCCUCAAAUUUGUGUGUUUCAGUCCUGGCCUGGAAUGGGUAAUGGGGUGAGUUAACCCACCGCCCAGCUGGCAAGGGAAACCUUCUGACCGGUUGUGAUUGAAACAGGUGGACAGAGACACCUGCACUUGGAACUGGACUCCACCCUCCAGUUCCGUUUCGGGUGGCAGCAGCUUUGGAUCACUCAUUUUUACAAGGUCAUGCUGAAAUUUUAUUUUGCUCUUGCUAUAGAUACUUAGGUAAUGUGGAUUUGUUUUGGUAGCUAUUUCACUGAAGGAAGUGUUACUUAUAUAAAAGCUACAAAUAAUGUGAUUCCUAGGAUGAGAAAUUGGUUAACAGAGCUCUGUUGUCUGGUUUUAUUCUUGCUAAAGGAUAUUUUAACUAAAACUAUGGAGAUGCUAAGAGAGUGACUUUCUAAAUAUGAAACAGAUAACUUACGGUACAAGGCUGACAUAGUGCCCUUGUCAGUUUCUGUAAGACACCACUACUGUCGCAAGGUGUUUCAGACGCUUGAUAGGGCAGCGUUUUGUAUUUUAGUUCUAACAUUGAGUUUGGACAGUUGUAUCGAAUUGUAAUUCUCUAGGGUGCCAGAGAUUGGCAUUUCUCAUUGGUUUGCUUUCCCAAAUCCUGUUUGGUUAAUUGUAGCCUCUAUGCAGUGGGGUCUGCUCUGUGGCUGGUAGACACCAAGCUGCUGUGACUGACCACGGUACCACGGGCCGCCGCAGCCCCUGCUCUGUCUUAGAUUAUGGUGCUUUACAAAGAGGGUGGUCCAUGACCACACUUAGUGAGAAGGAGCCACAAGUUGUGGCUGAGAGUUCCCUGUGAACUUGAGUAGUUCAUAGAGUGCUAAGGUGACACUCCACCAACCAAAGUGAGAGGGCAGAUAGGCAGGAUUCUAUGAGUGGUUAUACUUAAGGGGGAAAAAACUGCCCAAGAAGAAUCUUGAAAAUACACUCUUUCAAGGUGGGGGAGAUACUCUUUAGAGGGUACACUGAGCUAAUACUGCCAGUUCUUUAUGAGCGCUGGAAUGUGUUUGUAAAAGGAGUCCUAAGUUUAGCAAGGUAGUCUACAGAAUCAUGCUCCCACAUUAUAGAUAAAGCUGCUUAAACUUACAAGUCCACAAAGCUACGCUGACCAGAAAAAAAAUUAAAAAAAACAAGAAAAGCAACUAUUCUGAGACCUUUUCUGCCCAUCAGUUAGAUGAUUUAGGUUAAAAAGAAAGGCGUAUUACACGUGCUUUUAAGCUGUGUAAUAUACCUGAGGUUAUCACCAGGGUAGGACAGGGUGCUACUACUAUGUCAUCUUUUCCACAAUCGUACUGGGUUAUUUACUUCUAAAUAGAAACUUUUUUUCCUUAAAAUAGAAAUAAUUUUUCUUGGAUUUGGGGUGAAAUUUUAUUUGAAAAGUUUGGCUUUGCUGUAAUGUAAUAGACAUUGCUGGCAAUGGCCUCUGAUCUCAAGCUCCUAACACCAGGGUGUUUACUUGUUGAACAUUUUCUGGAAAGAGGAAAGAAAAUACUUAUUUACCAGUUAACUCUUGUAAGCAAGAUUACAAACAGGGAUUUAUUCACAACACUGUAUCAUUCUCGAUAUAUAAAAAGCACUUUGUAUUUAAAACUUUAUUAUAAAUAUAUAUAUAUAUUGUUUUUUUUUAAACCUAGAAACUAGAUAUUACCUCUUGGUUGUUUGCCACAUUAAUAGCUUCUCUUAGUAUUGAAACGUUACUGGUUAGCAGUCUUUUCUCUGUGUACCUGACACGCGUAUACAGAGGGGACUGUACAGUCAAGCCUAUUGUCUCCUUUUCUUUCACUCAUGGUAGAGGCCAGUGGGUUUUAGGUAUGAUCCUAGCCAUUAUAUUUGAGGAGAAAUUGUUCUAUUACUCCUACUAAUUUCAGUACUAAGGUGGUGAUGCCAUUUUGUUCUGCCAAAAACUGAUCACCCUCUCCCAUGGUAUUAGCAGAGCAUUUUCUGCCUGUUUGGAAGGUUUGGUGUCCCGUUUCUCAUUGAAGACUAUUUACAUGAUCAUUAGGACAUUGCGGGAGAAGAGUCUGAGAGGUAAAAAUACAGAUACUCUGGGAGAGUCGUGGUCCUUCAGUUCUGCUGAAAUCAGCAUAGUGCCCUUGUCAUGAGGAAGAGUUUCUGUUCAGCCAAGAGUGGUGGCACGCUUGGGUGGUAGUUUUGGAAGCAGUCAGUUGUGCUAGGACUUAUUUAAUAUGUUGUGAAGAGAAGAGUGUCUUCUUGAAAGCCUUAUGUGUCCAUCAGCUACUAAAUGUAGAACUUAAGUAAGUUGCUCACAUCUGUUCUUUUAAGUUUUUUGUGGUAUUUGAGGUUUUGGCAAAAAUUGGGAUUUUUUUUUAUCAGGCAGCCAGAGCCUGUGAGGUGGUAGGGUGUCUGAAAUGCUGGCCGUGUUCAGAGAGGCAGGAGAAGGGGAUUGCUUUCAUUUGAAUAUUAAAAGUGAAUUUUUUGUAAACUCUGGUUUUUACCUUUUUUUCAUCCCCACCUUGGGUUGAAGGAAUAGUCUCUUCUCUUCACCUCAAUAUAGCUUUAGAAAAUCUUUAUCCUUCCUAAUGAGUUUGGAUAGUUGUGGGUAACAUUGUUCAAACAAUCUUUCAGGGAUCACAUCAAUGGCCUACAACCAAGCUAUUUGUCCCCUACUUUGAGUCUUAACUGUGGUUUUUCUUCAGUCCCCGUGGGAAAGGGCUUCAAGGCACCAUCAGUGGUAUUUAAUAUUCAUACUUGGGGCCAGGCACGGUGGCUCACGCCUGUAAUCCCAGCACUUUGGGAGGCCAAGAUGGGUGGAUCAUCUGAGGUCCUGUUCAUGACCGGCAUGACCAACAUAGUGAAACCCCAUUUCUACUAAAAAUACAAAAAUUAGCUGGGCGUGGUGGUACACACCUGUAAUCCCAGCUACUCAGGAGGCGGAGGCAGGAGAAUCACUUGAACCUGGGAGGCGGAGGUUGCAGUGAGCCACGAUUGCACCACCACACUCCAGCCUGCGCGACAGAGCGAGACUGUCUCAAAAAAAAAAAAAUUAAUACUUAUACCACGCUUUUACCUUUAGAUACACACAUUACAGUAAUCCACGUGGUGAAGUGCAUGUCACCGUUAACUAAGGAAGGACUGCGGUAACUUACCCUGCAGGACUGUGGGUUGCCUGCAGGCACUCCAGGGCCCCAGCCUGUUGAUUCCGACUUCUAGGUCUCAUCUUCCUCUGGUCCCUUUUGGCCACUACUUUAAAAGCUUGCCCAAAAGGAUCCCCUCCAUUCUAGUGGGCAUUUGCUGAACUAACCCGCCCCUAAGGCUGGCUUCUGACCACCAGGGAAAGCUGCUUAGCCUCCGGGGCUCCCUCCUUGAGAGGCUCACACACCCCCAAGCUGCUGUGGAAGUGAAUUUGAGACGGAGCAGAAGCUGCAAAGCUGUGCUUUCCCUGGGGAAGGGGAUGUGUUGCGGCCUCCUGGGUGGGCGUGGAGAGGGCGCCAUCACAACGAGUCCAGGUUUUUGCUUUUGGAAGGUCUCUGAUAAUUUAGGGAUGCUGGAAACCAGCACCGUGUUAUCCCCAGUCCCUUCCGUGCCACCAGUUUUGUGAUUUAGGUUGCUUUAGUGGGUGACUAACUUUUGUUCGUGAAACCAGGGUUUGUUUGGGGUUUUUUUCUUUGCUACUUACAUAUUUAAAGGUACAAGUUUCUUAUUUCAAAUCUCUACUGAUAGUGCCCUAUGGGGAAAUGCUGGAACACAUUUUGCAAAUGUGACUUUUUUUUUUUUAAUUUUUGCUUGAAGCCUGUGUUAUGUUAGUUGCUGCUGCCUUCUUUCCUUUUAUGAGGUUCCCAAUGUUUCGUCCAGAAAAGUACUUUAUUUAUGCAAGUCAGGUGACUCUUAGGCCACAAAACCAUUUGAUGAUAAACAGAUUAUCAUUAGGUGCAUAUCUUAUUGAUAUUUUGUGAAAUGUUAUGCCUAUGUUGCAAAAGUUGAAUAGUUUUGUCUUUAUAUAUUGCUGUCUUCAGUGUACAGCAUGAUUUUACUUAAUUGAAUGUUAAUGUUUAAUAUUUUCUUCUUAUAGAAGAGAUCAUGCUCUUUUGUAUGACAUGUUUUAAUAAAUGUUAUCUGUCAACUUUGUAAAA